Cylicostephanus goldi is the source of this 420-nucleotide messenger RNA. The record is from the annotation of a GenBank genome assembly. Lineage: Eukaryota; Metazoa; Nematoda; Chromadorea; Rhabditida; Strongylidae.
CUGUUUGGGAAGCAUGCUCACGUACGCAGAAACGCGCACCUUCAGGUUUACAACCAUAUAGAUUUGAAUCCACUCACUUUCACAAUCAGGCUAGUUUUAGCAAAACUCACUCGGUGCGAUGGACCUUGCGGGCAUAGGUAUCCGCCGGAAUCGAUGAUCCUCUUAGGAAGAUGUGGACACAUGUUGUGUAAUGUUUGCAGCGGAUUGGUAUACAAUGAUGAUGGCACAAAAGGUUGCAGCAAUUUUGAUUGCGUAUUCGCUACUUUAUACGAUUACCUACCGGAAGACUAUGCUCGAAAAGCCUACGAAAAUCAUGUUUGUGCCCUAUGUUCUACUACUUACAUGGCGUUCCUUAUUUCAAAAACUACAGAUAAUUGCGCGUCAGAAGGCUCGCGAAUCAGCCCUUCACUAUGGCUUUGA